Molecule: messenger RNA, 1350 nt
Organism: Wallemia ichthyophaga EXF-994
Lineage: Eukaryota; Fungi; Basidiomycota; Wallemiomycetes; Wallemiales; Wallemiaceae
Exons: 1
Coding region: 1-1350 (449 amino acids)
Source: RefSeq, a predicted model, not a curated record
AUGAAGUGGUUAAAGAGCAAGGUAGAAGGGAAUCUGGAUAGGUGGAUAGAGGAUAAGAGUGAAUAUAAUCUAUAUAACAUAAUAAAUAUAAUAAACGAUGAUAACGUUAAGGAUUUGGUUAAAUGCGUUAAAAGUAGAUUGAAGACGGAGUAUAUGGACAUGGAAUACUUGAUGUUGGUAUUGGUGGAGGUGGAUAUAUUCGCAGCAGCUAUAAAUAAUGCAAAGACUAUCUCGGUAAUCGUUGAUUAUAAUGAGCUGUUCAUUAAACUCUACUUGAAGUUGAUCAACUCAAAUCACUUGAUUGUUGAAUCAUUUGAACACAAGUAUCAACCCAUUUUGAUCUUAUACGAUGGUCUAUUUGAACACUCUUAUUCCUCUCAUCAAUUAGCCCAAAUUAAUCUAACCAAUUCAGUCAAAGUUUCACUUGAAUUGCUCAACAAUUGUCUCAUUUAUAAUAAGUUAGACGUGGUCGAAUUCACUGAUAGUUAUAAAGCAUGUCUUGAUUUCCACAAUACUUACAAAGACUCCUUAAACACCUUACAGCUCACCGCCUCCUCCUCACGCCUACAACGCGACCAGUCCAUCGCUUUCUCCAUCGAUUGUUACAAGAUUGCUGGUAUUCUGGACGACUACAGAGACACUUACACCCCAGAUGAACUCAUUUUACACCACACUCGCGCCCUUAUCGAAGAAAUUCAAAACAGUCUCAAUGAAUACCACCAUCUAUCCCUCCACAUCAAGCAAGACGAGGAAUUGCAUCUCGUUACUCAGCAAUCCAUUCACGAUACACGCUUCGAUAGGUCUAAACAUCCACCCACACCCACACAUUCACUUCACUCACUCCAUUCACACUCCCAAUCUCACCAUCAACACUCAUCUCAACAAUCCUUCAGUUUUGAAAGGAUUCCUUAUAGCACUUCGAUUCCAUCCGAUUUAGGUGGCAGCAGCAUGUCCACUCACAUACCAAUUGCUUUUGAGUUGGCUAAUAAGGGUAAGCUGGGUCUGAUGGCAAACAUGGUAAAUAGAAGUAACGACUACGAUAUCAUCACUCCCCUUCCAACGCACAAAUCAAUUCAGAAAAGAAGACAGCUCGAUGAUUAUCACCCUGGGAAUAGCUACAACGACCAAAACCAAGAUAAUGAACAUGACUACGAUUAUGACUACGAACACGACCACGAGCAUGACCAAUCCACCUCUCCCUCUGAGUAUUAUCAACCUUCACAACAACUCGAGGUUGACCAUGAUAUUCAACAAUACCACGACCAAGAGCAUCACCAUGACAUGUUCCAAGACUGCUCUCCAUAUGCUGGCAUCGUAGAGUGCACCACCCCGACAAGACCCACAAAGUAA